Oncorhynchus mykiss (rainbow trout) is the source of this 1109-nucleotide messenger RNA. NCBI's taxonomy places the organism in Eukaryota, Metazoa, Chordata, Actinopteri, Salmoniformes, Salmonidae. The record is from RefSeq and is a predicted model, not a curated record.
UCAGUGGGGUAGGAGGGGUCUAGUACUACUGCUGUUAUGUCAGAGAUUAGAGCAUUUAUAAAGCCAGUAAUCACAAUGCUUUUGUCAGUUUGUUCCAACCUGCAGUGCAGGAGAAGAAAAGGGAUGUUUCAUAUUUAAGGUGGAAAGGAAGCGUGCACACUUAGGACAUGAGGAGAGGGACAGCUCUUGCAGUGUUGGUGCUGGCACUUUUUUCAUCUGCUACAGCAAAGCCCAAAAGUCGCUUCACACGAUAUCCAUCAUGGAAUAUGAAAAUGUAUCCAGUCUGGAAAGAUGAAGAUCCUCGGUACAAAGACUUUUGGAAAGAGUUUGAAGAUAGGGCAAGUGGACAAUGCUGUGAUCAAGAUGGAUGAAUCUGAGGUUGAACGAAACGUAGUGGAUCUAACUGUCACCUGCCAAGGGAGCCUUCCCACAGAGGUGUGCACGGUGGUGUCUGAUGCAGACUGUUUUAUGCCCAUCCACACCAUGUGUAACACAGUGGCCCCCUCUAAUGAGUGCCAGCUGGUACUGCGUCACUUUUUCAAUGACUCCGGCAUCUUCUGUAUCAACGUGUCCAUGACCAACGAUGUCAGUCUGGCAGUCACCAGCGCCAAAUAUAGCAUGACCGUGGACGAUUCAAAGCCUACCUUCCUCUGAAGGAGGAGUCUGUGGUUGGCUCCACCUCCCAGAGCAGUCCUGGUUGGAGCUCUGGGCCUCUACUGUUCUGGAACCUUCUGAGUCGAUGGGACCUUAUAGAGAACAGCCCACUGCUCGAUGACAGGCUGGUGUGAAUGGAAAACAACCCAUUCAACUGCCAAAUACACAACAGCAUAGAAACAUCUGUCAUCUGAAAUGUUUAGCUUUUUCUUUAAUCGAUUUUUUAUACAUUUAUUUUUUAACUGAAAGUUCAUUAAUGGAUAUAAUUUGGCUUAUUACCAUCAAACUUAAAUGUGCAUCCUCAAAUAUUUAUACUGGAAGUUUUAUCAGUGAAUAGUAUUGUAAACUACUGUGAAGUCAGACAUUUACAUGUAUUUUCCCCAUUAAAAUCCAAAACUGUACUAUUGUCUUUCUUUUUGUCAAGAUGUGGUGAAUAAAGUCCAAGAGCACAAAUA